UGUGUUUUGUUACAGCGAGAAAGCGCGCGCUCAUGAUGAACACUAGGGUUGCAUCUAGGAUUGCAUUGCGAUGCAAUAUACAACUAUACUGACCUGUGCAGCCAAGCCAUGCAGUGUGUGUGUGUGUGUGUGUGUGUGUGUGUGUGUGUAGUGCGCAGUAGUUAAGCUUUCACCUUCAGGAAGCGGAUCAGAUUCCUCAGAUGGUUGUGGUGUGCGGUGCAGAAGAAGAGAUCAGGAUCUCAGACAGGGAUUUUUUUUAUUACAUUAAUAUAUAGAUUUUUAAAAAAAAAAAAAAAACCCUAGGCUAUGCAUGUCACGUGGUUAUUAUAUCAAACUGGUGUCAGAGUGGUUAAAUUAAAUUAUGCAAGGUGUUCGUGGAUGCACUCGUCUCUUGCACCGUGCACACCAUCAUGCCCGCUUCAUUAAGGCUGCAUCCUGCACGACACGACCACCGUACCACCGUAGUGUAGCGGCUAUGCGCGCGCGGCUGCUCUUCCUCACGCGGCACGCUUGAAGAUGCGCGGAAAUCCGCCGCUCUUUGUCACCCUGCUGCUUCUGCCGACGCUCGCGCACCGGGCGCUGGCCAGCAGCCGCGAGCGCUCGGCGGUGUCGCGCGCCGCGGCCCGCUCCGUGGCCCGCAUGGACGGCGACGUGAUCCUCGGCGCGCUCUUCUCCGUGCACCACCAGCCGUCGGCGGAGCGCGUGGCCGAGCGCAAGUGCGGCGACGUGCGCGAGCAGUACGGCAUCCAGCGCGUGGAGGCCACGUUCCACACGCUGGACCGCAUCAACGCCGACCCGCACCUGCUGCCCAACAUCAGCCUCGGCUGCGAGAUCCGCGACUCGUGCUGGCAUUCGUCUGUAGCCCUCGAGCAGAGCAUCGAGUUCAUUCGGGACUCCCUCAUAUCGAUCCGCGACGACUCCAAAGACGGCUCCAAGUGGUGCGUCGACGGCACGCCCUCGAGCCACCCGCCGCCCACCAAGAAGCCCAUCGCGGGAGUCAUCGGGCCCGGGUCCAGCUCUGUGGCCAUCCAGGUGCAGAACCUGCUGCAGCUGUUUAACAUCCCGCAGAUCGCCUACUCGGCCACGAGCAUAGACCUGAGCGACAAGACGCUCUUUAAGUACUUCCUGCGGGUCGUGCCAUCUGACACGCUCCAAGCGCGCGCUAUGCUCGAUAUCGUUAAGCACUACAACUGGACUUAUGUUUCUGCUGUGCACACAGAAGGCAACUAUGGUGAAAGUGGCAUGGAGGCAUUUAAGGAACUAGCAGCAGAAGAGGGUCUGUGUAUCGCACACUCCGAUAAGAUCUACAGCAAUGCAGGAGAGAAGCACUUCGAUCGCCUCCUGAGGAAGCUGCGCGAGCGUCUACCCAAGGCCCGCGUGGUCGUCUGUUUCUGCGAGGGGAUGACGGUACGCGGCCUUUUGAUGGCCAUGAGACGACGGGGAGUUUCCGGAGAAUUUCUGCUCAUUGGGAGUGAUGGAUGGGCAGAUCGGGACGAGGUGGUGGAGGGAUACGAGCAGGAAGCGGAUGGAGGUAUCACUAUGAAGCUGCAGACAGAGGAAGUGAAGUCAUUUAAUGACUACUUCCUGAAGCUGCGCCUGGACACCAACACCAGGAACCCGUGGUUCGCUGAGUUCUGGCAGUACCGCUUCCAGUGCCGCAUACCUGGCCACCCUCAGGAGAAUCCUAACUACCAAAAAAUCUGUACAGGAAAUGAGAGCUUGAAGGACAACUAUGUUCAGGACAGUAAGAUGGGCUUUGUGAUCAACGCAAUCUACGCAAUGGCCCACGGGCUCCAUGAUAUGCAUCGUGACCUGUGUCCGGAUCACGAGGGCCUGUGUGAGGCUAUGGACCCCAUCGACGGCAGCAAACUCUUAGACUACCUGCUCAAAACCUCUUUCACCGGCGUCUCUGGAGAGGAGGUGUACUUCGACGAGAACGGAGACUCUCCUGGCAGGUAUGACAUUAUGAAUUUGCAGUAUGUAGAGGAGCUGGGUCGCUAUGACUACAUCAACGUGGGCUCGUGGCACGAGGGUCUACUGAGCAUUGACGAUUACAAGCUGAUGACCAACCGGAGCGAGAUGGUGCGCUCCGUCUGCAGUGAGCCUUGUUCCAAGGGCCAGAUCAAGGUGAUCCGGAAAGGUGAGGUGAGCUGCUGCUGGAUCUGCACUACCUGUAAGGACAAUGAGUAUGUGCAAGACGAGUUCACCUGCAAGGCCUGCGAUCUGGGCUGGUGGCCCGAUAACGAACUGGCAGGGUGUCAGCCUCUUCCUCUCAAAUACCUGGAAUGGAGCAGCGUCGAGUCCAUCGUAGCGGUCGUCUUCUCCUGCCUGGGCAUCCUGGUGACUCUCUUUGUAACCUUCGUCUUCAUCCAGUACAGAGACACUCCAGUGGUCAAGUCAUCAAGCCGUGAGCUGUGCUACAUUAUCCUGGCGGGUAUCUUCUUGGGGUACAUUUGCCCUUUUACCCUGAUUGCACGGCCUACGGUGAUCUCAUGCUACCUACAGCGCCUCCUAGUGGGCCUUUCAUCUGCAAUGUGCUACUCAGCUUUGGUUACCAAGACUAACCGCAUUGCACGCAUCCUGGCUGGCAGUAAAAAGAAGAUUUGCACUCGCAAGCCACGGUUCAUGAGUGCCUGGGCGCAGGUAGUCAUUGCCUUCAUCCUCAUCAGCCUACAGCUCACACUGGAGGUUGUGCUCAUUGUGCUGGAGCCUCCGGAGCCAAUCAAGAGCUACCCAAGCAUUAGGGAAGCCUACCUCAUCUGUAACACCAGUAACGUGGGUGUGGUGGCACCAUUGGGCUACAAUGGCCUGCUCAUCCUGAGCUGCACCUACUAUGCCUUCAAAACGCGCAACGUACCAGCCAACUUCAACGAGGCCAAAUACAUUGCCUUCACCAUGUACACCACGUGUAUCAUCUGGCUCGCGUUCGUGCCCAUCUAUUUUGGCUCCAAUUACAAGAUCAUCACCACCUCAUUCUCAGUCAGCCUGAGUGUCACUGUGGCUCUGGGCUGCAUGUUUACACCCAAGAUGUACAUCAUCAUCGCCAAGCCGGAGCGCAACGUGCGCAGCGCCUUCACCACAUCAGACGUGGUACGCAUGCACGUGGGAGACGGCAAGGCGGCAGCCGCCGCGUGCCAGAGCAACAGCUUCCUGAACAUGUUCCGCAGGAAGAAGAACAACGCCAACAGCAGCAACACCAAUCCUAAUGGAAAGUCUGUGUCAUGGUCUGAAUCAGGUGCCCGGCCCCAGGGGAGGGGGUCGAGUGUGUUCCACAGACUGUCUGUGCAUGUGAGGAGGCAAGCAGUCGGCCAGAGUCAGACGGCGGUCAUCCGACCCCUAACUAACGCCUCGCAACCCCUGCACCCCGAAUACGACCCUGGACUUGACACAGACCACAACGGCUCACAACCUAACACCAAGGUUCUCUACAACCUCAAUGAGGAGGGCGAUGAAGGGUGCCGAUCCCCCUGCAACGUACAUGGAACAACCCCGGAUAGACGGGAGCCAGCCUCCUACUCACCUGCUCACCUGAUGGGCCUCAACUCUGACUCUCUAGAUGGAGGCCAAGUGGAUACGCUAAGCUCUAACAUUAGGGCUUUUGAUGAAAUGGUGGGCAACAGAGUGAACCCUGCUUACAAUCCAUUAUCCAAUCAGCUACCUCUGCCCCUGCAGGGGGAGAUGUUGUCUGAGGAGGGUUCAGAAAUGGAGGCUCUUGACCUUAUCCAUGGCUUCCUGUAUGACAGUACUGUACAGGAAGAAGAGGAGGAGGAGGAGGAGGAGGAGGAGGAAGAAGAGGGUGGACAGGAGGACUUGGCUCAAAGCAAGCUUACUCUCCUCGCUCCACCCUCACCUUUCAGGGACUCACUGCAUUCAGGCAGGUCAAUCCCAGGAUCCCCUGCCCUUGACAACGAACCAAACGCCUCCCAGGAAGUGACCUACGCUCCCAAACAAAGCUCUUUUACACUGUGAGAGCAGGUGCUCAGGAUGCAGAAAAUGGCCGGCUCCCACUUCACUUCAUUUAUCUUAUUUACUUAUAGCAGUUGCUUGCAUACAUGUUUUUUUUUUUAUUGUUACUUUACAAGACAUUCCUGUCAGGAAUAAAACCGUUUGAAAAGAGACAGCAAGUCGAGACAAAUGGAACGUCCGACUGGGAUUACUGUUCUAAAGUUCUUGUAUGUAGAAAAGCUGGAGUGGCAAAAUAUCAAGCUUGUCGAUGAACCAAAACCUACUAGUGAACGUUGUAUUCAGUGGAGAUUGCGGUGCGGUUUGUAUGGACCACAGUGGAAGAAACUCAGACUUUGGGUCUAUAAUGUAUGGACUAUGUAGCCUGAAAUCAUUGUAAAUCAAUUUUGUUAUAUAUAUAUAU
Pangasianodon hypophthalmus (striped catfish) is the source of this 4366-nucleotide messenger RNA. It is a transcript of the gene grm1a, whose product is annotated as glutamate receptor, metabotropic 1a. Gene Ontology annotation, biological process: G protein-coupled glutamate receptor signaling pathway; regulation of synaptic transmission, glutamatergic. The coding region runs from base 517 to 3969 and encodes 1150 amino acids. NCBI's taxonomy places the organism in Eukaryota, Metazoa, Chordata, Actinopteri, Siluriformes, Pangasiidae. Gene Ontology annotation, molecular function: G protein-coupled receptor activity involved in regulation of postsynaptic membrane potential; adenylate cyclase inhibiting G protein-coupled glutamate receptor activity. The record is from RefSeq and is a predicted model, not a curated record. Gene Ontology annotation, cellular component: postsynaptic density membrane. The transcript has 9 exons.